This is a messenger RNA of Nylanderia fulva, 4837 nucleotides long. It is a transcript of the gene RhoBTB, whose product is annotated as Rho-related BTB domain containing. Lineage: Eukaryota; Metazoa; Arthropoda; Insecta; Hymenoptera; Formicidae. The record is from RefSeq and is a predicted model, not a curated record. Gene Ontology annotation, biological process: small GTPase-mediated signal transduction. Gene Ontology annotation, molecular function: GTPase activity; GTP binding; protein binding.
ACCGCCAGUCGUUGACAGGUGGUGCGCAGUUCUGCUCGAAACACGCGAGCGUGCGAUUCUGCGAUGCAUACGGAGUCUCCCUCCACGAGAUCGGAGACUCGUACGCGUCGAUCCGCUAAUCGGCGCCCUCGUGGCUUGUCCGCUCGAGGGCAAGGUCGAGAGAGAAACUGAAGAAGGGACGCGAAGGGACGGAGAAAGAGAGAGAAAGAGUGGGAAUCGCGUACAGGGGUGGUGGGAUGCGCCAGACAUUUGUCGACUAUAGAGAGAACCGAGAGGGAUGAGAACAAACGUCUCGAGAACUUGGCGAUUAAUCUCCCUAUUUUCCUCCUUGCUCCGAUCGCAUGGAGAACAUCUGGUAUCGUCCUUCCGAAAACGCGCGAUCGUCCCGCGAGCUUAAUCUUGGAGGAAUCGUCAUUCGUCGCAAGUGUCCGUAGUCACGAUCUCUCGUCUUUUGCGAACUCGGCUAUUAUUUUCGAUCCGGAUUAAGAGGAGCAGCGUCGAGAAAGAGAGAGAGUCUGUCUCGAUCCGAAGAUUAUACACACAGGGCGCUUCCUUCCCUUCCUCGCUUCGGAUGGAAUGCCCCUCCUCGCGCGCCCACCCUGUCAGGACGUCAGCUGGAACUUGCGUGGAACGUCCUGGUUGCGCGAUGUGCCGCCGCUGCAGUUUCUAGUCCGCUCCGACAGACGGUAGCGGCCGAAGAAGACAGGAGGAACGGAGGAGCGGCGAUCGUUAGAUCGCCUUCGUGGAGAAAAGUCCUAUAUAUAUAUAUAUAAGGGAGACGCUCCGGAACUCCCAUCGAGUCAACAGGCAAGGAGAGAGUGCACGCGGGUAAUUUCUCGUGCGUCGACUUGUGAGUUCCACAUCUCCUCUCUCGGCUCCUUCCUCCGGCUCUCUACGCGCAGUCGAUCUUGCAGCGCAUAUCUUAUCCGCGGCAAGGUCGGGGACGCCGUGUUACAGUCCGGUUGUCGGAUGUGGUGCACGCAAUCGGCGGCCACGGAAGCGGUAGAGUCAUCUGCGUCGGAGACAGCGGUCCGGAACUCGAACGAUCUGGCAGGUGAAAAGGUAUAUUGCAUGAGAAGGGGAGAUUGCCGGUGAUGGACAAUGAGCAACCGCACCAGGAACUGGUCAAGUGCGUGGUCGUGGGUGACACGGCAGUCGGAAAGACCAGACUGAUCUGCGCCAGAGCUUGCAACAAGCACGUGUCAUUGUCGCAGCUCCUGACCACUCACGUGCCCACAGUCUGGGCUAUCGACCAGUAUCGGAUUUACAAGGAUGUGUUGGAGCGAUCUUGGGAGGUAGUAGACAAUGUAAACGUGUCGCUACGUCUUUGGGACACAUUUGGCGAUCACGAGAAGGAUCGACGUUUCGCAUACGGCAGGUCUGACGUCGUGUUACUAUGUUUCUCCAUAACCAAUCCCGUUUCCUUGCGAAACUGCAAGGUGAUGUGGUACCCCGAGAUAAGAAGGUUCUGUCCGCAAACUCCGGUCUUAUUGGUCGGAUGCAAAAACGAUCUGCGGUACAUGUACCGGGACGAGACUUAUCUCAGCUACUUCCGCGAUCGCAGUCCUUUUGUAAGGGCUACAAGAAAGAGCGAUCUGGUAAUGCCAGAUCAAGCACGGGCGGUAGCGCGAGAACUCGGCGUUUGCUAUUACGAGACGAGCGUCUUCACUUAUUAUGGUGUGAACGAAGUGUUCGAAAAUUCAAUACGCGCUGCCUUGAUCGCACGUCGUCAGCAGCGUUUCUGGAUGACGAACCUGAAGAGGGUGCAAAGACCUUUGUUACAGGCGCCGUUUUGUCCACCGAAACCUGUACCGCCGGAGGUAUGCCUGGCUGCGAGUACCUAUGAGGAGAACAUGAAGAGCCUGUGGACAAGACCAGUUCACACGGACGUGACUCUGAUAGCUAGCAACUGCACGUUCUUGGCUCAUCGGUGCUUGCUCGCCGCGGCGUCGCCGGCGUUUCAUCGGUUGUUCUCGAUGGAACUCUCCCAUGAACUGACACCGCGCAGCUCCAGCGAGUCCAGCAUGGUGAGCACUUUCGGCGAGGCCACCGUCGGUGACUUCAACGAAGAUACCGAGUGCCUAAUUCGUAUCGAUCAAAGCAAACCCGCAAAAGUUUGGGAACAACUUAAACGACGAUCGAGUUUUCAAGUACUGCCGACGGUGGAUAAUCAGAGGAAAGCUAACGGCGCGACGAAAGAUCUGAAUCAUCCUGCCUUCCAAAAUAUUCGUAUAUGUCUGACUGAAAACGCGAACGGAGUGCAGCAACCUAUGACCGUGGUUACGCUGUCGAAGCUGAUCACGCCGCAGGCAAUGCAGCAGUGUUUGCAAUUCAUUUAUACGGGCAGCUUGGAUAAACGGUAUCACGAUCUACAAACAGCUCCUAUCGGGCUUCUACUGGAGAUUAGGCAGGCGGCCGAGUUCCUCGAGCUACCACAGUUACUCAUGGUGCUCGGCAGCAUACAGACGCGAGAGCAGUUUGUCAAUAGCGAUCUCAAUAAUCGGUACAAGCAAGUGGUUAGACAACGACUGGAGGACAUCUGCCUGGAGCAAGGUCUCUUCGCUGAUGUGAUGUUCGAGUUGGAUGAUGGCAGCGUACCGGCCCACAAAGCGAUUCUCACUGCCCGAUGCGACGUGAUGAAAGCCAUGUUCUCUGGCGAUUUUCGCGAAAGCAGCGCAAAAGUCAUAGUCUUUCCUGGAGUAAGGGAGUAUACAUUCCACAAGUUGCUGUGCUACCUUUAUACGGAUGAAGUGCCGGCAAUUUCUUCGGCCAGAUGCCUGAACCUAUUGGAACUAGCCAACAGACUCUGCCUUCAACGAUUAGUAAAUCUAGUCGAGAGCAGGGUGAUUGAAGAUCUUGAUCGUCUUUCGCAAAACGAGGGAAACGACGCCGUCGAAAACUGCCUGAGAUUGUUGGAGCCGUGCAAGCUACACAAUGCCGAUCAGCUGGCCGACUGGUGCAUGAAUCAUCUCUGCGUUAACUAUAAUAAGUUAUGUAAAAUGUCGCCUCGCAGUGUGCGGCUGCUUCAUCCCGAGAACCAAGAGUAUCUGAACGAGCACCGAUGGCCGCCAGUUUGGUAUUUGAAAGACUACGAUUACUACCAGAAGUGUCUGGCAGAGCAGGAUCGUGAGAACAAGCCGACGUUGAAGCGGAAUCGUAACCAGUCUGGCUGUCUGUGUUUCUCAGGCUCGAGCAAGACCAGACGAGAGGGUAGCACCGGGAACGGGGGUGGUGGUGCUGGCACGACGUCGACGACGUCGAACGAGACGCCGGCGGAUCGGCCGCUCUUUGAUGCCUCCACCGAAUCGGGCGAGCAGGCCGUAUGACAGGAGCCAAGCGGCCUCAGCCGCUCAGUCAGAUUCAUCUUGAUCUUACCUGUGCUCAUGGUCUUCAUAUGCACUAUUUUUACCAUUUUGAUACUGCUACAGAUUUAUACUUAAGCGAACCGCGCAGAACGAAGCUAUGCGUAAACGCACGUAAAUACACAUGAAUAUAAUAUACACAUACAUAUAUACAUACAUAUGCAUACAUAUGCAUGAACAAACACGAGAAUACACGCAUACACACACAUAUACACAUACAUAACGCCGAUGAUCAACGAUCAAAGGGCGAAAAAAACUGAUCCGAGGGUUAACUUAUCGAGAUGUAUUCGAUUCUUAGCCCGAGAGGUCAAAUUUCAAAAAUUCCUCUAUGAAGUACAUAAUUUCUUUUUUUCUUCUAACAAUGUGCACUCUCCAUUUUUCGCGUCGUGUAUUUUUAAAAGCGCGACCGCCGACGACUCGGAUUCUUGCGAGUGUCCGUGAAUUUUUUCGUACUUGCGGACUUUUGUGAUGCAGCUCACACUUUUACCUUCCGCAAGCGACAGCUCACACUUUUACCUUCCGCAAGCGCGACAAAUGAGAACAGUAUUUUUCAAGAAAAGAUUUCCUACUUUCUACACGCGUUGAUACUUCGGUGUGUGUACAUUCAGAGACAAGAUUGUGUGGAUGCUGAUACGAAUAAAGAUCAGAGCGCUCUUUCUUCAUAUUUUUUCUUGUAAAAACGAUUAUACGAAUAAACAUAUCCAUAAACAAUUGUUUCACACAUGUACAAAUAUGUCUCAACAUCGCGAAAAAAUGGCAAUCUAUACAAAAAAAUAGAAAAGCAAAACUGAAAAAAAUAAUGUAUUAUUUUUUAUCAUAUAUAAAAAAAUACAAUGAUAACUCCUUCAACUGCUCUUGUUCAAUUUUAGUCAUAUAGUUUUAAAAAGAUAUUUUCAUAUAAAAAGUAUGUGAAGUCAUAUCAAGACACUAGAUGAUGUGAUAGAAAGAUGGAUGUAAUAUAUGAAGAAUAAAGAGCAUGGAUAAAAAAAGACUAGUUAAAUAGUAUAGUGUUUAGAGUUCUCGAGACACGUUGUAUGUGAUAAAUUUGUACGCGCAUACAUUUAUUGAUAUUCAAUGCUUUGCCAUCUCUGUAAAACAGGAUCGUCGAUUAUAAAUUAGGAAAUUAUAAUAGGCUCGAGUGUCCACUCAUUGUUGUCCCUGAUUGUAUGUUGCCAGCAGCGAUUUGCAUCGAUACGCAACGCAUCUGCAUCGCGCGAAUGUCGCCGCCUUCGCCGAUGCAACGUCAAUUUGAUGAAGAUCAACCACGUCGCGUGUUGCAUCGCCGCGAUUUAGCAUCGAUCACGGCGUGAUUGUCGUCCCGGUAUGAUUUCGGUAUGUUUUCUCGACGGAUUAACGAUUAUUGCGACAAUCAUCCGCGAUCUGCCCGUUUAACAAUUGUGGUAAUUAUAUACGAUUUCGCAUUUAAUUAAAAAAAAAAGAAAAAACAAAAAAGAUGUGAAGCAAUGAGCGGAAGA